CCCCUAUCCCCCCCCGCCCCAACGGCGUUCAACCGCCGCUCGCAGCCGUUAGCGCCGCCUCACGCCGCUCCUCCGCCAGGGGAGGAGGAGGAGGAGGAGGGGGAAGGCUCGGCUCGGCUCGGCUCGGCUCGGCUCGGCUGCCGGGCGGCCCGCCGCCGCCAUGCAGAUCACGCUGAAGACGCUGCAGCAGCAGACCUUCCGCAUCGACAUCGACCCCGAGGAGACGGUGAAGGCGCUGAAAGAGAAGAUUGAAUCAGAAAGGGGGAAAGAUGCUUUUCCAGUAGCUGGACAAAAACUAAUUUAUGCAGGUAAAAUUCUUAAUGAUGAUACUGCUCUUAAAGAAUACAAAAUAGAUGAGAAGAACUUUGUGGUGGUUAUGGUGACAAAACCCAAAGCAGCAGCUGCAGCAACUCAGCAGUCAAAUUCUACUGCCACUGUCAGCUUGACAAGUGCAGCUCCCACACCAGCCUCUGCACCAACCCCUGCAGCUGCUCCUGUGCCAGCUCCUGUCCCUACCACUCCAGCACCAGCUGCAGUUGCUUGUGAAUCUGCACCUGUGAGUACUCCUAAAGAUGAGAAGCCAGCAGAAAAACCACCUGAGGCACCAGCUGCUGUCAGACCAUCAUCAAAUGACAGGUAUGAACGAGCUUUCAGUUUGGCUUCUCUGUCCAUUUCUGUUGCUUCUAGUUUUGGCUUUAAGUUGAAUUUUCCAUUGCAGUGUUAGUCCAGUCAUUUUUUCUGU
Molecule: messenger RNA, 742 nt
Organism: Anas platyrhynchos (mallard)
Lineage: Eukaryota; Metazoa; Chordata; Aves; Anseriformes; Anatidae
Source: RefSeq, a predicted model, not a curated record